UCCAAACACUCCAAUGCAGUGCGAGUACACAAGCUUGAACCAAUAUCCCGCCAAAUCUUUUUACCGUAUUUGGCUGGUAUUCGAUUUCCAUUCAUCAGAAUGGCUACCGAGAAAACUAUUAUUGAGAGGUCGCCCUUUCUCGAGAAAGAAAAGCACGACGAUAGUAGCUUGAAGCUCGCAAAUCAUGCCGAUCAUGGGGAGCCAAUCAAUCAGUUAAUUACCAGAAAAUGGCGACCCUUAAUUCGAGUCCUGUGUUGCUCUCUCCUGCCAUUGACCCUGCUUAUCCUCUCCCGGAAUAACCUUCGUCACAAUCAUCUAUACUAUCUCCCGGAAAUCUUCAAUGAAAGAAAAGUCUUUCGCCAACCGGACUUCGGAUCUCUUGAGAUUCCACAGAAGAAAAUAAUGCCUGACAGGUGUCCGGCCGUCGUCACCUCCAGAUCUGACCAGUUCGGCUUCGACUUCACAGAAGAUGACGUAGCCGCCAACCGAUGGCAGUUUCUUGAUUUCUCUCCUGCUGAGUCACGCAAGAGUCUUCGAGGUGAAAUAACUGUGGAUCGUGGAAUUUCCUCUCAACUCCAUGAUAUGGAAGUCAUCGUUAUCACUCGCUCUAGUGACGAGGACGAUUUGACGAAUGUGCAGUUCAACAAAUCGGACUUCAUGCUGAACAUGAACUAUACAUAUGAGAGCAGCGAUGUCUGCACAGAGGUUCAUAUACAAAUACUUCUGCGGCCAUCGAAUAAACGUUUCCUAGAACGGUUCGACAUUCGAACUAAUAUCCUCGACAUCAACUACGAACCAUCCCUUGGCUGGGAGAUCAACAACUUAUUCACACAUACCUCGCAUGGCGAGAUCUUUCUAGACUCCCGAUACCCCUUCGAAGCUCCAUUGAUUACACAUAACGUCUCCAUGAGUUCCAUUGAUGGAAUGGUCCUUGGCUUUUUCACCCCUGACGAGCACCUCGAACUCCACAACGAGGCAGGCGGAAUUGAAGUCCUUCUCUGUCCCAGGCUUUCUGAUGGUAUAUUGUUUGAUCCAAAGAGUAUUUCCAUCACUACAGUCUCUGGCAGAAUUCGCGUAGGACUUCUCCAUGACUUUUGGUACUCAAAACCCUAUACCCAUCAAACAAAAAUUGAGUCGAUCUCAGGCAAUAUCUCUGCCCACGUACCGCAUGGCUUAUAUACAAAUAUUUCCACUAUGAGCGGCACUCUUGAGACAAUGAUCAGAACAUGGGGAGCUGCCAGUCCGAACACCACAAAUGGAAUAUAUACGACUUCAAGAGGCGACUCAUCGGUGACGCUUUGUAGUCCAUCCGAUGCUUCAUCUGAUAGGGACUAUAAUCCGCUUACGAACACUAUCAGCACGCACGAGGUUACGGAGGGCAAACUAUGGGUGGGCUAUCCCCUUACCUGGUGGGGCAGUAUGGAAGGCAAGAUUGAACAGGGCAAAUUAACAUUUAACGGGCACAAUUUGGAAAGUGUUACGCUACGUGAGGGGUAUGUAGAAGCUACAAAGGGGAAGGCGGAUUCUCAGAUGAAGGCGCACAUUACUACAGGAGCUUUAUAUAUCUACCUCGGCUUAUUCGAAAGCUAUUGUUGA
Messenger RNA from Periconia digitata, 1596 nucleotides. The record is from the annotation of a GenBank genome assembly. Lineage: Eukaryota; Fungi; Ascomycota; Dothideomycetes; Pleosporales; Periconiaceae.